AUGCCUAGCAUCUGUCUUCUUCAAAAUAUUCCUCAUUCAAAUUAUUCGUUCUUUCCCAGUCUUCGUCAUUAUUAUUUCCUUACCCUUUUUUCUUUCUUUUUUUUUCUUUCUCAUAUACGUCCUUUAUAUUCAUUAUGGCCAUUUUUUUGUUUUUUCGUCCUUUUACUCUUUCUUUCUUUCUUUCUUUCUUUCUUUCUUUCUUUAUUUCUUUCUUUCUUUCUUUCGACAUCGUCCUUUGUGUUUGUCACUUUCUUUCUUUCUUUCUUUCUUCUUUCUUAUAUUCUAAUUUUUCAUUCAAUUUUAUUUUCCUUGGAAAAAAAAGGAAAAAAAAAGAAAGAUUCUUUCUUUCUUUUUUUAUUUUUUUCCUUUCUUUUCCAUUAUUUCCUUCUUUUUAUCUUUUCUCCAUUUUCAUUCUUUUACUUUCGUUUUUUCAUUCUUUCCUAUUUUUUUAUUUCUCAUAAUAAUUCUUUUCAUUCAAUUUUCCUUAAUUUGUAUCUUCAUCUUUUCAUUCAUAUUUACUUAUUUUUUUUUAUUUUUUGCUUUCUUUUUUAUGUUUUUCUUUACUUAAACUUCUUUCUUACUUUUUUAUCCUUAUUUGCUUCAUUGACUCUUUCCUUCUUUUCUCUUAAAUCUUUCUUUCUUCAUUGUUUCCUCCUACUUAUUUCUUUCAUUCUUUCUUUCUUGUAUACCUGUCUUCAUAUACACUUUCUUUUCACUUUCUUUCUUUCGUCCUCUUCUUCGGUUUUUCAAACUCUCCUUCUAACUUCUUUCUUUCAUUCCUUCUGUCUUUCUUCCCUCAUUGCUCUCUCUCCCUCUCUCUCUCUGUUUUUUAUAUCUCGCUAUUUCUCUGCAUUCACCCGCUUCAUAUUAUUUUUUUCGCACUCCAUUUUCCUUUUCUUUCUUAAUCUCCCACUUUUGUUACACAUACCUCCUUCUCUACUUCGACAUGCCAUACUUUCUUUCUUUCUUUCUUUUUUCUUUCUCUCUCUCUCUCUUCUAGAUUUUUCUUUCAUUCCUUCUGCCUUUCUUCCUCCAUUUCUCUCUCUCUCUCUCUGUUUUUUAUAUCUCGCUAUUUCUCUGCAUUCACCCGCUUCAUAUUAUUUUUUUUUCACCUCCAUUUUCCUUUUCUUUCUUAAUCUCCCACUUUUGUUACACAUACCUCCUUCUCUACUUCGACAUGCCAUAUUUUCUUUCUUUAUUUCUUUCUUUCUUUCUCUCUCUCUCUCUUCUAGAUUUUUCUUUCAUUCCUUCUGCCUUUCUUCCUCCAUUUCUCUCUCUCUCUCUGUUCUUUAUAUCUCGCUAUUUCUCUGCAUUCACCCGCUUCAUAUUAUUUUUUCGCACUCCAUUUUCCUUUUCUUUCUUAAUCUCCCACUUUUGUUACACAUACCUCCUUCUCUACUUCGACAUGCCAUACUUUCUUUCUUUCUUUCUUUCUUUCUUUUUUCUUUCUCUCUUUCUCUCUUCUAG
This is a messenger RNA of Acanthosepion pharaonis, 1467 nucleotides long. The record is from the annotation of a GenBank genome assembly. Lineage: Eukaryota; Metazoa; Mollusca; Cephalopoda; Sepiida; Sepiidae.